UUAUACUGCGUAGAUAACUGCAUAUACAGAAUUACAGUAUUCCUAUUAAACAUUUGCAUAUUAAUUUCAUCGUCAUCAUCAGCAGUAGCAGUGGUAAUGCAAUAAUACUCUUCACGAACAUAGAGACGGGGGAGCUUGACUGGUCUUGGCGGCGGUGUCCCUGGUGUAGAAAAAUGGUUUUGACAUUGUUUUGGUGACUCGAUCAGCAAUGCCAGACAGUGACAGUGGUCUACCCUUCCCUGGAACCCCUCACACAAACCAAAUGCUCUCUCUCUCUCGCUCGUACACGGCGCAACUUUUGCGGUACUUGGCUCACAACAACACACAGGAGCAGCCACGUGAAGGUGAGAAGGGAUCUCCCUCCGACUUGCCCUUCCUCUUGGCGUCCACCCUCCCGCCAACCUGCUGUCCUUCGCCUUACCUGUGCCGUCUUGAGGAAGAUCGGCCAGCUACCACUACCCAGCAGGGCUCAUAAGGAUUCAUAGAUCUUCGCGGCCCUAACACCACCACCUCCAACAACAAGGUGAGAACGAGUUUCAGUUGUGAAUUGUGGAGAGGAGAGAUGCCGGGCCCACAGAGAAGAAAGAAGUUCCAUCGAGGAGACACUCAUUUGAAAAAGAGGUGGAGGACCAAGAGGCGCACUAAGGAUCUUGAUGAGAUUGAUGUUGAUCUCAAGGAGGAGAAUGCAUCCAAACUGUUGCACCAAGAGGUGGACGAAGACAAGCCAGGUGGAGGUCAGCAUUAUUGCCUCCACUGUGCGCGGUACUUCAUUGACAAUGAUGCACUGAAGAGUCACUUCAAAACCAAAGUCCACAAGCGACGACUCAAGGCUCUGGAGACUGAACCUUACUCCAUUGAGGAAUCUGAGAGAGCAGCAGGGAUAGGCUCCUAUGUCCCUCCCAAGAAGCGUAAGAUGGAAACACAACCAGUGGAUGAUGGAACCUUUCACCCAGAACAGGAAGAUGUUGAUAUGAAGUAGCAGAUACUUAUAGAAGAGAGAAAGGGAGAAGGUGGGGAUGGGGGAGGGAGGGAGGGAGGAAAUAUUCUGUUAUUGACAAAUACCUUUCUUUGUUAUCCUUUUUCAGGGUCUCUAUUGAUAUGCAGUAGUGAUUAAAGAAAAAAAAAUUCAGAA
This is a messenger RNA of Portunus trituberculatus (swimming crab), 1132 nucleotides long. Its product is annotated as zinc finger protein 593 homolog. The transcript has 4 exons. NCBI's taxonomy places the organism in Eukaryota, Metazoa, Arthropoda, Malacostraca, Decapoda, Portunidae. Bases 563 to 979 code for a protein of 138 amino acids. Gene Ontology annotation, molecular function: zinc ion binding; nucleic acid binding. The record is from RefSeq and is a predicted model, not a curated record.